Molecule: messenger RNA, 561 nt
Organism: Fonsecaea nubica
Lineage: Eukaryota; Fungi; Ascomycota; Eurotiomycetes; Chaetothyriales; Herpotrichiellaceae
Exons: 3
Coding region: 1-561 (186 amino acids)
Biological process (GO): pyruvate import into mitochondria
Cellular component (GO): mitochondrial inner membrane
Source: RefSeq, a predicted model, not a curated record
AUGGUCGCCCGCUUUGGACUGCGCUUUGCGCAGCAAACCGCCAGACAAUCCACGACUUCCUUCACUUCCCGUGCACCUUUCCAGCUGAGAAACCCCGUAUUUCGACGAUGGCAAGGCACUGCGGCGAACCCGGCCGUUGAGGGUGCGCCGCAGCAAUCUCUGUUUCAGAGACUUUGGACCAGUGAGUUCGGCUGGACAACGAAAUACACGGAUGCUAACGCGGGUCGCUGUUCUAGGGCUCCUAUCAUGAAAUGGGGUGUCGUCCUUGCAGGCGCAUCAGACUUCCUCCGCCCGGCCGAGAAACUGUCAUUGACACAAAACUUGGCUCUCAUGGCCACAGGCUCCAUCUGGACGAGAUGGUGCUUUAUCAUUCGACCGAAGAACUUGCUACUUGCUGCUGUCAACUUCUGUCUCUUCCUUGUUGGUACCAUCCAGGUCAGCCGUAUCUUGGCGUAUCAGGCUUCGCAAAAGGGCAGCACCACCGAAGCCUUGAAGGAGAUGGAGAAGGAGGUUGAGGGCUCGGUAAAGAGUGUGGAGAAGGCCGUGGAAGCAAAGUUGUAA